Syzygium oleosum is the source of this 3313-nucleotide messenger RNA. RefSeq lists its product as uncharacterized. The coding region runs from base 95 to 3124 and encodes 1009 amino acids. The record is from RefSeq and is a predicted model, not a curated record. The transcript is spliced from 5 exons. NCBI's taxonomy places the organism in Eukaryota, Viridiplantae, Streptophyta, Magnoliopsida, Myrtales, Myrtaceae.
CUUUUCUUCCCGUUUCCCUUCCCUCAGUCCAUCUCUCUCUCUCUCUCUCUCUCUCUCUCGCUCUCGCUGCAUCUUUUCACUUGCAACUGCAAACAUGGAGAGUCAAGAGCAAAGAAAGGAUCACUCUUCCUCAGGGCACGAGGGCCAUGGCGUGCAUUUGUGCCACAAAUGCGGAUGGCCGUUUCCGAACCCUCACCCGAGUGCUAGGCACAGGCGCGCUCACAGGCGGGUCUGUGGAAAGCUUGAAGGGUAUAAGGUGGUUGGUUCUGAUGAGAACCCCCAUUUGAAUGUUUCGGAUGACGAGCGUUCUGACGACGACCACAAAACCCCAAGCCCAAAAGUUGAAGAGGGAAGUCAAGUCGAACUGGGUAAAGGUGCAACUGCUGAAAGAUCGAUUUCCGUGGAGGAGGAAGUGUUUUCAGAUGCAGUUAUGAACUUUCCAGAUGGUGGAUUGAGUACACAGAGUGAAGGUCUUUUGCAUGAUGAUGAGUCAGUUUGCAUUUCCAGAAAGAUAUCUGACAAUAAUGCUACUGUGGAAGUUUCGGGUGAAAGUGCAACUACAGAAGUUAUUCCACAAGAUCCCCAUUUGGCGGGCAGCAGCACCGAGGAAAAAGUUGCAGCUUCUGGGGUUACGAAUGAGAAGUUAAGCAGUGAAAAUAACAUUCAAGAUCUGUUUACUAGUCCUGCCAUAUCUGAGCAGGAUCAACCUGCUGAGAAAUUCUCUGAUUUGCUGAAUGAUAAACGAAAUGGAUCUGUACCUGAUUCCUCACUUCUACAAUUUGAAGCUCCCAUGGAGUCAUCGGCCGAAGUUAAAACAAUGACUGAUGGGGAGGCAGUAAAAGCAUUUUCCGAAGACAAUAUUUCACAGGAGACUGAUGUUAAGUUCGAUAAGGGAAUAAUAGGCUCUCAAGUACCAUGUAAAGAUGAGAAAGAAAUAUCUUGUGUAAUGCCAAGUGAUGGAGGCUUUCAUUUGGGGAAGUCCGGUGACAUUUUGUUCUCUGAGGUAUCUCCAAGUGGUCUUGCCCCAGACUUGUCUUCUGAGCAACUGGAUGUUUCUGCUGAUAUGCCCCAGGAAACACCGGACAAAGCACAAGAACUAGAGCUAAGUAUUCCUGUAGAUCCCGUCGACAGUCAUACUAAAACUUUGGGAGAGACUGGAAACUUCCAUGUGCUGACUAUACCUAAAGAUAUACCUAUAAUAGAACAUGCCGAGAAGUUCAUUGAAGACUUUAAGGAUCGUAAAGGAAUCAAAGUUAUGCAAACUGAUGACUUAGGUUCAGUUCCAACAAUUGGCCAGAAGGAAGAUGACGCAGUUCCUGUUUCUGAGGAUUUUUCCAGUCCAAACUUAAAAGUACAGGAGGAAGUUGCAGAGGUUUCUUCAGACAUAUAUAUUUCAGAGACCGGUUCAGCACGGGAACUUGAGAUUCUUAAGCCUGUGGAUGAAGAUGCACCUCUUCAGAGCGAUGUGAUUUUAUAUCAAGACAGCGUCAACACUCGUGAAAGUCAAGGGCUCAACGAAGUAGAGACAGCUAAAGAAGCAUUAGCAACUGCAGUGGAGGAAAGCGAUGUGGCUUUGAAAACCGAAAAGAUGGAACCAAAGGACGUAGUUAAUAGCUCAUCGGAAAUUGAAGUUGCUGCAGAUGAUGUGAAAUCAUCAUCUGACCUGCAUGCGGUGAUUGCUCUGGUGGAUACUGAAGUUUGUGAAACGAGUGGCAUGUCAGGUGAAAUCAAUAGUACUAACAAUGUUAUUGCUAUAAUUGAGACACCACGUACUGUUGGAGAUGCCGAGAUAAAACGAAAUAUGGAUGAGAGCUUUGUAGAGAGCCAAAUAAUUCCUGAAUCAACUGGGAAACAGAGUAUUGUCCAAGAUGACAUGAUUAACAGUGAAGCUGAUGUUUGUCGUGAUCAGAGGAACCAUGUGAAGGAAAACCUUGAUGUUGUGGGGACGGAUGUUGCGGAAGGACAUGUUCUGGGAAAUAGCAUAACGAAAGAAAAUGCAGCUGAAUCCACUUCCACAGGUAGCCUUCAGGGAUGCGAGGAUACAGCAGAAAAUAACAUUCAUCGGCGGGAAACUAAGUCAGAAAUCGUGAACAGAACAUCAAAUACCCGAGAAGGUGCGAAGGAAGGCGAAAAAAGUGGCGAGGGUGAAAUACAAGGAGCAUGUGAUACUGAAGUGAGCACAUCAGUGCAUGAAUUAUCUCAUGACGGGGAUACCAGAAUCAAGGAACUUACAUCUGAAAAGCAUUACAGGAAAGAUAAUCUGCUUUCUACUGCCAUAGCAAAUACAGUCACCAGCGAUAUCACUGUUCCUGGACAUAGUUCUCCUUUGCAAGAUGAAAGCGACAAGAAAUUUGUUGAACAGCAGGCUGCUGGAUCUGUACAUGACGCAUCGGUAGAUUCAAGUAGUCGAGCGGAUAGCUUAGAAGGCAACUGGGGAUCUGUUUCAGUGCUUUCCACUCAGUCAGAUCCACCAGUUGCCGUGGAGCCUGAUGUUUUUCCACCAAAAGAGCCCCAAUCAAUGACAGAUGCUGCAAAAUCAAACCUGAAGCUGAAAAAAAUUGAGUCAGGUGGAAAAAAUUCGGAGAAAACAGAUGUCUUUGAGCCACCAUCCUUCAUGACACUGGUCGAACCCACCAAUAAUCAGAAUCCUGCAAUUUCCGUGCAAAACAAUGACCAAUCAAAAUCUGCCUCUGAGCAAGCUGGUUGGUUCCCGUCCCUCCCACGUACAGCGAAUGAUUCUCAAGGAAGGAAGAAGAACGAAGAGAUCAUCGCCAAAGUCACUAACUGGAGUGCCGGGAAACAACACUCCCCUCUGAAGAGCCUCUUGGUGGAAGCUAACCGAGAGAGCAAGCUGAAGUCAGCGAGCCCGAAAGAGAGUUCAGCUCCCAUAGUUGCGAAAGAUGACCACGCAGCGAAAGAUAAUGAUAAGAAUAUCGCGUCGGUGACGACAGUGAGCUCGAUUUUAGGUUCUUCUAAAGCUGCCAAUUCGGGGGCUGCCGUGAAAGAAACGGACCAAGAAUGGAACUCUCCUGCGAGAUAUCCGACUGACAUCAAGAGAGAAAAGAGGAAGGUCAAGGGAAGGCCGUACUGGGCGCAGUUUGUUUGCUGCUCUUCCGUGAAUUAGACAUCUCGACAGGUUAGCUCAUCGAGUAAGGAUCUUCACGAGGCAUUGCUUCUUGUGUUAUCAUCCUAGGAAAGUGUAGUGCUAUAUUAAACUUCAUCGAAUUUGCACGCUACUGUUGAGUAUAGCUUGUUUCUGGGUCACUGUAUAUUGCAUUCUGGUCAAUCUUGAUGGAUAAAUGUGUUCUUAGUA